UUGUGACUCAUUUUUUGAUGUCGAGAAAAAGUCCACGUGUUCCGGACCACGAGCACCGUGUGUACUGCAGAAGCGGAUGUAAAACACGGCCUUACACGUACCGUCCAGAUCAUAAAAGGCUUGCCACGUUUAAAGAGUUGAUACAUUUUGGAAGCCGUGUCGACAGUGGGCAGCAAUGGGUUCGUUUUUUUCAAGGCGGAUAAGAGAUAUCCAAAACUAUUUCUCGAGUCGAGUUCACCAUCGGAUCUUAAUGCUAGGGCUAGAUGCAGCUGGAAAGACCACUGUCUUAUACAGGUUGAAAGAGAACAUAACGGUGAAUGUGAUCCCAACUAUCGGUUUCAAUGUAGAGACUGUGCACCCGGCCCCGGGAUUGGCGCUUGACAUGUGGGAUGUAGGCGGCGGGGACAAGAUCAGGCCUUUGAAGCGCCACUACAAACGCUCGGGCGUUUUACUGGUGGUGGACAGCACCGAUCAUGAGCGGUUUGACGAGGCGCGGGAGGAGUUGGUAAUGAUCCUGAACGAUUCCCAUGUCGGGCUACCAGUUGUCAUCCUGGCCAACAAACAAGAUCUACCAAAUGCGGUCAGUCCCUCUCAACUCUGCGAUGCCCUCCGACUGACCGAUCUACCUAAGGGGUAUCCCUGGCAAAUCGUAGGAACAAGCGCCAUCAACGGCGAUGGGUUACAAGAAGCAGCGAUUAGUCUGGGGAAGAUGGUGAAAAAAUACAAGAAAGACAACCGACAUCUUCGUAAAGACUCCAUCCCUUGAUUCCUGAAGUUGUAAUUUGUCAAAUGUAUAUAGGGCCUAGAAACUUAAACAAUAUGGAGUGCCGAGGCCUCGUGGUCUAGAGCAUUGAAAUCGUGGGCUGCGGGUAAUUCUGCAGGUUGUUGGUUCGAAGAUCCAGUCUGGGGUUGCACUUUGUAUGUCACUCAUUGCUUUCCCCACUCUGGAGUAAACGAAACGAAUACCUGUGAGGGCGGGGAUGGUUGUGAUGCCUUGGGCCGAGAUGACUGCAUCGAGCAGUAUGCUCCCCAGGGAGCUAUAAGAUGGUUUUUGAAAUGUUUGAUUGGCAAAUGAUCAGGGGUAUCGAUAAUAAUGUAAGGCGCCUUGAUCUUAGUUAAAAGGAAAGUACAUUAUU
Messenger RNA from Patiria miniata (bat star), 1136 nucleotides. RefSeq names its product ADP-ribosylation factor-like. The transcript is spliced from 4 exons. The record is from RefSeq and is a predicted model, not a curated record. Gene Ontology annotation, cellular component: plasma membrane; cytoplasm. NCBI's taxonomy places the organism in Eukaryota, Metazoa, Echinodermata, Asteroidea, Valvatida, Asterinidae. Gene Ontology annotation, molecular function: GTPase activity; GTP binding. The coding region runs from base 176 to 766 and encodes 196 amino acids. Gene Ontology annotation, biological process: vesicle-mediated transport; intracellular protein transport.